UGCCGUCCUCUCACAUCACAUUACAUAGCUCUCCUCACCUCAAACCUCAUUAGACGCCUUUCGUGUUUUCCAUCAUCUUGCUAGUCCUUCCAGUCACCAUGGCGUCGCUCGCGUCGUCUACCUCCCUACCACGGGCUGCCAUUAGACCGCCACACCAAGCCGUCUCGGCCGGUCGACGCCCCUCGCCUUAUUGCUCCGCCGCGUCAUUCCCCGCCUCUCGCCUCUCCUCCGCCUCCGCUCUCUCCGCGCGGAUAUGCCUUCCGCCACUCCCCGCGCUCUCCCCCAAGCGACGCAGCACAGCCGUGCGAGCCGCAGCGGCGCCGGCGGCGGACGGCACGCUGACCCGCGUGGCGCAAGCCGUGUACAAGAGCGCGCUGCCGGCGGGAUUCGCCACGGGGCUCGGCCUCACGGAGCUGUCGGUUGUCCUUUUCCUCCGGGAGAGCAUGAUUGCGCUGGCCACUCUCGUCAUCGUCUACAGCGCGCCAAAGAUCUGCCGUGUGCUCAACCACGUGUGGGGGUCGUACGUGAUGCGCGACGAGGAGGUGACGGAGGAGGAGUUUCAGGACAGCAUGUUCGGCGCGCUCAUCCACCCGCUGCAGUUCGCACUCGUCGCCGCCUUCCUCUCGCGCCACGUGCAUCUGCUGGUGCCGGCGCUGCGCGCGCAGGCGGCGGCGGCGGCGGUGGGGAAGGUGAGGGGCGCGGCGGUGGUGGUGGCGGCGGCGUGGUUCGCGUCGGGGUGGAAGGACCGCAUCAUCAAGCUCGCCGCCGCCUCGCACCCGCAGGACAAGCCGGUGCUGGUGAACGUGAACGUGGUGCUGACGCUGCUGGUGCGCGUGGUGGCUGCCGUCACCAUCGCCGACAUGUUCGGAGUCAGCUUCAAGUCGCUCCUCGCCAUCGGAGGCAUCUCAGGGCUGGCCAUUGGGCUGGCGUCGGAGGCCAUAGUGUCCAACUUCUUCGGCGGGCUGGUGCUGUUCCUCACGCGGCCCUUCGUGGUGGGGGAGAAGAUCCGCGUGGCGGGGCUCAAGGGCAAGGUGCUGGAGAUCGGCUUCCUGCAGACCAAGCUGGAGGCGGACGACAACUCGCCCAUCCUCGUGCCCAACGCCCUCUUCAACAAGGCCACGAUUCUGAACAUCACGCGGGCGGGGUGCCGGCUGAUGGACGCGACCUUCGUGCUGCGCAACGAGGACGUGGUGCGCGUGCGCCCCAUCACGCGCGCACUCACGGCGUACGUGCAGGCGCACCCGCGUGUGGACCGCUCCAAGGGGCCCGCCAUGGCGUUCCUCAAGGCGCUCACGGGGUCGGGGCUGCAGAUCGGCGUCACCGCCUGCAUCAAAGACAUGAGCAAGGGCAAGUUCCUGCCGGUGCAGCAGGAGAUUCUGGAGAAGAGUGUUGAGAUCAUCGAGGGGGAGGGCGCCCUGCUGGGGGAGAGCGCACCCUUCGACCCCAACACCGCCAACGGCACCACCAGCUCCUCCUAUGUCGCGCGCAAGAACCUCUUGUGGCAGAGGCGGAAGCGCAGCGCAGAAUAGAUGGCAAGGCUGCGAGGAGGCACCGCCAUUGAUGGUAUUCACCUUUAUUUAUGAAGCAGCUGAGGUGGUGCAGUGAUCCAGAAUAAUAGCAUUUCAUACCACAUCAAGACCAGCUUGUUCUAGGCCAGCUAGGUAGUAGGUAGCUAAUUGAGCAGUGUAGUGCAAUUGUAGUGUUACCAGUAGUUUGCCUUGCCAAACAAAGCAGAGGGACGACA
Messenger RNA from Closterium sp. NIES-67, 1744 nucleotides. NCBI's taxonomy places the organism in Eukaryota, Viridiplantae, Streptophyta, Zygnematophyceae, Desmidiales, Closteriaceae. The record is from the annotation of a GenBank genome assembly.